GUGUCAAAAAAACGUUAACAUAACCUAAAAAAAAAAAAACAUUUUUCACAAAUUAAAAGAAAUUUGGAACGUAAUAAUUAAGAAUUCUAAAUAAUAUAAGUUAAUUUAACGAAAUAAAUUAACUUUAUGAAUUAGAAAGAGAUCGAACAAGUUGGCCAAAAACCUGUUUUAGAACACGUGAAAUGUUAAAAACCACAUCAUUUUAGAUUUGUUCGAUUAUUAAAUAACAAAAUUGUUUUGAAUAUGGCAAAUAAAGUUGUAGCAGUUGAUUUUAUAAGUUCUGAAAUGUUUAAGUGUCUUUAUUGCAAUACUCGAGUGCAAUAUCCUGUGAUGAAGGUAGAAAAUGUAGGAAUUUUUUGUGGAUCUUGCAUAUCAAAGACUGAGUAUAAAGAUGCGGAAAUUAAUGAGGAUAUGCACUCAAUGCUUUUAGAUGUUAAGUUGUUUUGUAAAUAUGUAACGAAAGGAUGUCCAAAGCAGUGUUAUUUUAAAGAAAUUUCUGAGCACGAAACGAUUUGUGAUUAUAGAGAUAAAAUGUGUCCUUUUUCGAUUUUAAAUUUUGAAUCGUCGGAUUGCUGUGGGGUUUACGAAGAUAUUCUAUCACACAUAAAAGAAAAACACAAAGAUUCCAUUAAAAUAUUUGAUAAUUACCAUUAUAAUUUUAAUUUUAACUACAACUCACAAUUCGAAACCAUAAGAAUUUUAUUAUUUAAUAACGAACAUUAUUUUAUUUUUUAUGUCGCCGUAAAAGGCAACAAAUUAAUGUUUUUCGUCUACUUUAUCGGAAAUUUAAAUGAAACGAACAAUUUUAAAUUUACCAUUCAAAAUAGAGGCUGCAAUUUAUUAACGAAACCUCAAACGAUGUUUUUAUUACACGACUCGAUGUUAAACGAAAAACACAUCAAAAAUGAAUCGAUUAUUUUCGAUUUAGACUUUUUAAAAUCAACGUUGCGAGAUAAUUUCGAAACGAUUGUUACGAUUAACAAAGAGGGGUUUAAAAUUAAUACUAAUUCUCUUUUAGAGUAUAUGGAAUGUCCCGUUUGUAAGGAUUCGAUGAAAUGCGAAAUUUCUCUUUGCAAAACGGGGCAUAGUGUGUGUAUAAAGUGUAGGAAGAAUUUAAAAAGAUGUCCUUUGUGUUUGGGUUCGUUUAGUUCAGCGAGAAAUUACGUCGUUGAGUCAAUAAGUAAUCUUAUAGAUGUCCCAAUUAAUUAUAAGUCGAUUUAUCCCAAACGAAAUGACCAAAACCACAUUUGUAAUUCCUGUAAUUAUUCUUGCCCGUUUAGUAAUUCACAUUUAUGCGAAUGGCAUGGACAAUACAAGGAUAUUAUUGAACACUUAAGAAUCGAACACAUCAAUAUCAUAUUUUAUAACCACCAAAUGACAAGAACCAUUUCUUUCGUUGGCGAAGUACAAGAUGUUGUAUGUUUAAUUACUUUGGGAUAUAUCUUUAAAGUUACAACCAAAAAGGAUAAAGACAAAAAUAAAAUGUUUAUUCGAUUCGAAGUAAUCGGCCAAUCCAGAGCUGAUAAAUACAAUUAUAGAAUAACUACCAAUGCUAGAUAUCAUGCUAAAGUUAUAAACUGUACCGUUCCUAUUUUUUCGAUGAAAAUUAGACCUGAAUAUGUUACCUUCGCUAUUAGUAUUAGGACUUUAGUUGGUAUUGUUAAAAGUGAUCAUGUAGUAAUAACUUAUGGUAUAAGCCAGUAAAUUUAAUUUAAAAUUGACGUUUUUAACCUCAAAUGGUUGACAUUUUCGAU
Onthophagus taurus is the source of this 1754-nucleotide messenger RNA. RefSeq lists its product as uncharacterized. Gene Ontology annotation, molecular function: zinc ion binding; ubiquitin conjugating enzyme binding; ubiquitin protein ligase activity. Gene Ontology annotation, cellular component: cytoplasm. The record is from RefSeq and is a predicted model, not a curated record. Gene Ontology annotation, biological process: multicellular organism development; proteasome-mediated ubiquitin-dependent protein catabolic process. NCBI's taxonomy places the organism in Eukaryota, Metazoa, Arthropoda, Insecta, Coleoptera, Scarabaeidae.